GUUCAAUUCAUAGUUUUCUAAUAAUUUUCUUGUAGUAUAGUUAAAUCGAGGUAUAAACUACUCAAUUUUACUUACAUAUAUUUAAUACUGUCUAACCAUGAGACCUGAAGUUGAACAGGAACUUUCCCAUACUUUAUUGACCGAGCUUUUAGCUUACCAAUUUGCUUCUCCAGUUCGUUGGAUUGAAACUCAAGAUGUUUUCUUACAACAACAUAACACUGAGAGAGUUAUUGAAAUUGGACCUUCUCCAACUUUGGCUGGUAUGGCUUCUAGAACUAUCAAGGCCAAAUAUGAAAGUUAUGAUGCUGCGUUGAGUUUACAACGUCAAGUUUUAUGCUACUCUAAGGAUGCUAAGGAAAUUUAUUACUUGGAAGAUGCUCCAGCUCCUGAAGCUCCUGUCGCUGAAACUCCAGCUCCUGCCGCUGCUACUCCAGCUCCUGCUGCUGCCCCAGUUGCUGCCGCCCCAGUUGCCGCUGCUGCUCCAGUUGCUGCCGCUGCUGAAAUCCCAGAUGCCCCAGUCACUGCAUCUCAUUUAAUUCACGUUCUUGUUGCUCAAAAAUUAAAGAAGCCACUUGAAGCUAUUCCUCUUUCUAAAACUAUUAAAGAUCUUGUCGGUGGUAAAUCUACGGUUCAAAACGAAAUCUUGGGUGAUUUAGGUAAGGAAUUUGGUUCUACCCCUGAAAAGCCAGAAGAUACCCCGUUGGAAGAAUUAGCUGAAACUUUCCAAGAAACCUUCUCUGGUGCCUUGGGUAAAACAUCCACAUCUUUAAUUGGUAGAUUAAUGUCUUCCAAGAUGCCCGGUGGAUUUUCUAUCACCGUUGCUAGAAAGCAUUUACAAACUAAAUAUGGAUUGGGUGCUGGUAGACAAGAUUCUAUUUUACUUUUAGCGUUAACUCAAGAACCAUCAGCUAGAUUGGCAUCCGAAGUUGAAGCCAAGGAAUUCUUAGAUUCUGCUGCUACCAAGUAUGCCGGUAUUGCUGGUAUUUCCUUAAGUUCUGCCGCUGCAGCUGGUGCUGGUGCUGGCGGUGCUAGUGGUGCUGUCAUUGACAGUGCUGCUUUAGAUGAAAUUACUGCUGAAAACAAGAAGUUGGCUAGACAACAAUUGGAGGUCUUGGCAAGAUACCUUCAAUAUGAUUUGAAUAGUGGUGCUAAAUCCUUUGUCAAGGAAAAGGAAGCUACCGCCGUUUUACAAAAGCAAAUCGAUCUUUUUGAAGCUGAACACGGUGAAGAUUACUCCAAUGGUAUCAAGCCUUCUUUCUCCGCUGCAAAGUCAAGAACUUAUGACUCCUACUGGAAUUGGGCUAGACAAGAUGUUCUUUCUAUGUGGUUUGAUAUUAUUUUCGGUAAGUUGAACUCAAUUGAUCGUGAGACAAUCUCUCAAUGUAUUCAAAUCAUGAACAGAGCCAACCCUACUUUAGUAAAGUUCAUGCAAUACCAUGUUGAUCAUGUUCCAACUGAAAAGGGUGAGACUUACGAAUUGGCCAGAAAGUUGGGUCAACAAUUGAUCGAUAACUGUAAGCAAACUAUGUCAGUUGACCCAGUUUAUAAGGAUGUCAGCAGAAUCACUGGUCCUUCCACUGUUGUUGACCAUAAGGGUAACAUUAACUAUGCUGAAGUUAACAAGGAGUCUGUUAGAAAGUUCGAACAAUAUGUUUAUGAAAUGGCUCAAGGUGGUAAGCUUUCCAAGACUUCUGAACCAACUAUCCAAGAAGACUUGGCCAAGGCAUACAAGGCUAUUUCUAAACAAGCUUCCUUAACCAAAUCCACUAAGUUGGAAGUUCAACAAUUGUAUGAACAAUUAAUCAACUACGUCAAUGAAUCUAAGGAUAUUGAAAUUUCUCAACCAGCUACCGCUGUUAUUCAAUCUGGUGCAACCACUCCAACUGAAGAUGAUGAAACCACUGCUUCUGAAGAUGACGAAAUUGCCUCUUUACCAGACAAGACUUCAAUCUUACAACCAGUUUCUUCUACCAUUCCUCCACAAACCAUUCCUUUCUUGAACUUACAAAGAAAGGAUAAGAACGGUCACUGGAACUUCGACCGUAAGUUGUCUUCUGUUUACUUGGAUGGUUUGGAAAGCGGUGCUAUCAACGGUUUGUCCUUCAAGGACAAGUAUGUUUUGAUCACUGGUGCUGGUGCAGGUUCUAUUGGGGCUGAAAUUUUGCAAGGUUUAAUUUCUGGUGGUGCUAAGGUUAUCGUUACUACUUCCAGAUUCUCCAAGAAGGUUACCGAGUACUACCAAACUAUGUAUUCUCGUUAUGGUGCAACCGGAUCUAUUUUGACCGUUGUUCCAUUCAACCAAGGUUCCAAGCAAGAUGUUGAAGCUCUUAUUGAGUACAUCUACAAUGACCCAAAGAAGGGUGGUUUAGGCUGGGACUUGGAUGUUAUCAUUCCAUUUGCCGCUAUUCCAGAAAAUGGUGCUGGUAUUGAUGGUAUCGAAGGUAAGAAUGAAUUAGCCCACAGAAUCAUGUUGACCAACUUAUUGAGAUUAUUGGGUAAGGUCAAGCAAAUGAAGACCAAUGAUACCAGACCAGCUCAAUGUAUCUUGCCACUUUCUCCAAACCAUGGUACUUUUGGUUUCGACGGUUUGUACUCUGAAUCUAAGAGUUCUUUGGAAACUUUAUUCAACAGAUGGUACUCUGAAGAUUGGGGUACUAAGUUGACUGUUUGCGGUGCUAUUAUUGGUUGGACCAGAGGUACCGGUUUGAUGUCUGCCAACAACAUUGUUGCUGAAGGAAUUGAAUCCUUGGGUGUAAGAACUUUCUCCCAAAAGGAAAUGGCUUUCAACAUCUUGGGUUUGUUAACUCCAGAAAUGGUUCAAUUAUGUCAAGAGGAACCAGUCAUGGCAGACUUGAAUGGUGGUUUGCAAUUCAUUAAGAACUUGAAGGAAUUUACUUCUGGAUUAAGAGGUGACUUAACUCAAUCUGCUGAAAUUAGAAGAGCUGUUGCCAUUGAAACUUCUAUGGAACAAAAGGUUAUCAGUGGUGACAAAUUAGAUGCCAACUACUCUAAGGUCACCGUUCAACCAAGAGCUAACAUGAAGUUUGAAUUCCCAACCUUGAAAUCUUAUGAUGAAAUCAAGAACAUUGCACCUGAAAUGGAAGGAAUGCUUGACUUGGAAAACACUAUUGUUGUUACUGGUUUCGCUGAAGUUGGUCCAUGGGGUAACGCCAGAACUAGAUGGGAAAUGGAAGCCAAGGGAGAAUUCUCUUUGGAAGGUGCCAUUGAAAUGGCUUGGAUUAUGGGUUUGAUUAAGUACCACAAUGGUAACUUGAAGGGUAAACCAUACUCUGGUUGGAUUGAUGCUAAAACCCAAACUCCUGUUGAAGAUAAGGAGAUUAAGUCUAAGUAUGAAGAUGAAAUUUUGGCCCAUGCUGGUAUUCGUCUCAUUGAGCCUGAAUUAUUCAACGAUUAUGAUCCAAAGAAGAAGACCUUGUUGCAAGAAGUUAUUAUUGAAAAUGACAUGGAUGGCUUUGAAACCUCCAAGGAAAUUGCUGAGAACUAUAAGCAUCAACAUGGUGACAAGUGUGAAGUUUCCGAAAUUCCAGAAACUGGUGAAUAUGUUGUUAGAUUAUUGAAGGGAGCUACAUUGUUUAUUCCAAAGGCCUUGAAAUUUGACAGACUUGUUGCCGGUCAAAUUCCAACUGGUUGGGAUGCUCGUACCUACGGUAUUUCUGAAGAUACUAUCAACCAAGUUGAUAAGAUUACCUUGUAUGUUUUGGUCUCCACCGUUGAGGCAUUGUUAUCUUCUGGUAUUACUGAUCCAUAUGAGUUCUACAAGUACGUUCACGUUUCUGAAGUUGGUAACUGUUCUGGUUCUGGUAUGGGUGGUGCUACCGCUUUAAGAGGAAUGUACAAAGACCGUUUUAUCGACAAGCCAAUUCAAAAGGAUAUUUUACAAGAAUCCUUUAUUAAUACCAUGGCUGCCUGGGUUAACAUGUUGUUAUUGUCUUCUUCCGGUCCAAUCAAGACUCCUGUCGGUGCUUGUGCCACUGCUGUUGAAUCUGUUGAUAUUGGUAUUGAAACUUUGUUGUCUGGUAAGGCUAAGAUUUGUAUUGUCGGUGGUUACGAUGAUUUCAAUGAAGAAGGUUCCUACGAAUUUGCUAACAUGAAUGCUACUUCUAACACUUUGUCUGAAUAUGAUCAAGGUAGAUCUCCAAGUGAAAUGUCCAGACCAACAACUACUUCUAGAAAUGGUUUCAUGGAAGCUCAAGGUUCUGGUAUUCAAGUUAUCAUGAGUGGUGAUUUGGCUCUUAAGAUGGGUGUUCCAAUCUAUGGUAUUUUGGCCAUGACUGCAACUGCCACUGAUAAGAUCGGUAGAUCUGUUCCAGCUCCAGGUAAGGGUAUUUUGACUACUUGUCGUGAACAUCACAACGACUUGAAGUACCCAACACCAAUGUUGAACAUCAAGUACAGAAAGCGUCAAUUGACUAAGAGAUUAGCUCAAAUUAAGUCUUGGGAAGAAGGCGAAGUUGAAUUCUUGAAUGAAGAAGUUGAAUUAGCUCUGUAUGAAUUUGGUCCUGACUUCUCACCAGAAUUGUUCUUGCGUGAGAGAACCGAAGAAAUCUCUCGUGAAGUUAAAAAGCAAGUUGCUGAUGCCAAGAAGCAAUGGGGUAACGAUUUCUGGAAGUCCGAUCCAAGAAUUUCCCCACUUAGAGGAGCUUUGGCUACAUUCAACUUGACCGUUGAUGAUUUGGGUGUUGCUUCAUUCCACGGUACAUCUACUAAGGCUAAUGACAAGAACGAAUCUGCUACUCUUAAUUUAAUGAUGGAGCAUUUGGGUAGAUCUGAAGGUAACCCAAUCUUCGGUGUUUUCCAAAAGUACUUAACUGGUCACCCUAAGGGUGCUGCUGGUGCUUGGAUGUUGAACGGUGCUCUUCAAAUUUUGGAAACUGGUCUUAUCCCAGGAAACAGAAACGCAGACAACAUCGAUGAACAAUUAAGACAAUUCGAACACGUUUUGUACCCAUCAAGAAGCAUUCAAACUGAUGGUAUCAAGGCUGUUUCGGUCACUUCUUUCGGUUUCGGUCAAAAGGGUGCCCAAGCAAUCAUUGUCCACCCAGACUACUUGUUUGGUGUUUUGGAUAGAGCUACUUAUGAAGACUAUGCUGUUAGAGUUACUUCUCGUAACAAGCGUGCUUACAGUUACAUGCAUAAUGCUAUCACUAGAAAUACUAUGUUUGUUGCCAAGGAACAUGCUCCAUAUGUUGAAGAAUUGGAAAAGAGUGUUUACUUGGACCCAUUGGCAAGAGUUGAAAAGUCUAAGGAUGAAUAUUCUUUCACUUCCAAGGGUCUUAAGGAACGUAAAUAUAUCAGUGAAGCUUCAAAGUCCACUGCCAAUGCUUUGGCCAACUUGAACAAGGGUUCUAAGGGUGUUGGUGUUGAUGUUGAAAUGCUCUCUGCAUUAAACUUGGAAAAUGAAACCUUUUUGGAAAGAAACUUUACCCAGGCUGAACGUCAAUACUGUUCAUCAAGUGCUUCCCCACAAGCAUCUUUCACAGGAACUUGGUCUGCCAAGGAAGCUGUCUUCAAGGCUAUGGGUGUUAAAUCCCAAGGUGCUGGUGCUUCUUUAAUUGACAUCGAAAUCGUUAGAAACUCCAACGGUGCUCCAACAGUUGUCUUACAAGGUGCUGCCCAAGAAGCCGCUACUGCUGCUGGUAUCGUCAAUGUGAAUGUCUCCAUUUCCCAUGAUGAUUUCCAAGCUACCGCUGUUGCUUUGAGUGAAUUUGCUUAAUUUGAAUUAUAGUUUAUAAGUAGAAAUUGAAUAUUAUUUAAAACGAACUUAAAAAA
This is a messenger RNA of [Candida] anglica, 5790 nucleotides long. NCBI's taxonomy places the organism in Eukaryota, Fungi, Ascomycota, Pichiomycetes, Serinales, Debaryomycetaceae. The record is from the annotation of a GenBank genome assembly.